AUGGUUUUGAAGAUUGCAAUAUUGGUGAUUGUUGCAUGCGCUUGUUUAAGCGUUGCUUCUAAAGAAGCAGAGCAGAAACCUCCCGAAAGUGUUGUUGUCGUCGACAAUCAUGUUGAGCGAAGACCCAUCCCUGAAAUAAAACCCGACUUAACGACUAAAGAGCCUGAAACCAAGCCGGUUACCCAUACUGCAGAAAACGGAGCUAAACCUAUCCCAGAGAAGCAGAAAUCACCGGCCCAAUCCAUCGAAAAUCACACAUCUGAGCACCAAAAUGAAACAGAAAUCGAAACCGAGCCGAAAGUCGAAGCCAGAACUGAGCAUAAAGACGAAAUGAGACCAGCAGCACAGCAGUCAGGUGGACGUCAAUUCGCUCCUAUGUACCAACCAAUAUUUCCUCCCCCUUCAGGCUUCAACAUGAUCCGUCGUCAAUUGGGUGGUGGCAUGGAAAUUUUGGGUGACAUCGUGAUGAUGGGCAUGAUUGGACUACCAAUUCUCGGACUUCUGACCGUUGGUUCUUCCUCCAUCGCCAACUUUUUGGGCUUCGGAUCCAACAAGUCCACCUCGAAAAGGAGUAAGAGAAGUUUGAAAGAGAAAGCAGCCGGAGCAGUCGAGUAUGCCAAGAACUUAUGGGACGUUAUGGAAGAACUGGAGAAAGCUUUUGAAAAAUACGGUUUGUACCAGGCCGAGUGCCGUACUAGAGCUAUGUGUGAAGCCCACCAGAAAACACCUAGGAUGGGAAAUUGGGGACAAACCCUCCUGGACCUCAUGAGGAAACAAAAGGAAUUAGAGAACCGCGAGAUUCUUCCCGUCUCCCGAUUUUUGUUUUCCAACUACGUGGAAGCGGCUCAAGUGGGCAUGAAGGGAGAAGACUGCGGAGUGGCCUACCCCGAGUGCGCACAGCACCUCGCCUACUACACCAGCGAUAAAGCAGACGAGGUCGAAAACGAAAUCCAUGGUCCCGAGUGAGCACUCGUCGUCUUAGUUGGGUAGUAAUG
This is a messenger RNA of Uloborus diversus, 995 nucleotides long. RefSeq lists its product as uncharacterized. The transcript is spliced from 2 exons. The coding region runs from base 1 to 966 and encodes 321 amino acids. The record is from RefSeq and is a predicted model, not a curated record. Lineage: Eukaryota; Metazoa; Arthropoda; Arachnida; Araneae; Uloboridae.